Trichomycterus rosablanca is the source of this 1721-nucleotide messenger RNA. It is a transcript of the gene elp5, whose product is annotated as elongator acetyltransferase complex subunit 5. The coding region runs from base 248 to 1138 and encodes 296 amino acids. Gene Ontology annotation, molecular function: tRNA binding. The record is from RefSeq and is a predicted model, not a curated record. Gene Ontology annotation, biological process: tRNA wobble uridine modification. Gene Ontology annotation, cellular component: elongator holoenzyme complex; nucleus; cytosol. The transcript has 8 exons. Lineage: Eukaryota; Metazoa; Chordata; Actinopteri; Siluriformes; Trichomycteridae.
CAUGAACAGAACUGACACGGUGGUGUUUUAGUGCACUCGGUGUUUGACAGAUGUGCGGUUUGGGACACGUCUUUAAGUUGGUCAACCCAACACACAUGGUUGGAAAUAUUCUUUUACUUGUUUCUUUAUUAUGUAGUCGUCGUACCAAAACUAUCUGGACAGACAUAAACAGACAACUGCUUUAAUAUAUUAUUCUAAUACAGUGUUGUACUAUCUGAAUUUCACACUCUGGUCUGAACUGUUCGCAAUGUUGUUAGAUGUAUUACAGGGAGCUGAAGCUGGAGGAUUGGUUGUUAUUAAAGAUACCGUCUCUUAUUCUGGACGGCGCCUUCUUAAAUAUUACAUAAACUGCGCCUUAAAGAGGGAGGACGCUGUUCAUGUGUUGGGUUUUGAAGUUCCAGAGCAGGAAUUGUUUGCUGGAUUGUACAGCAACCGCAAACAUUUGUUUCACUUUCACAAUGCAUACGGUGAUCCCCUGGGCUGGACUAAUCAAUCCUCAUUCACUGUGAAGCAGUUCUGCACACCAGACAUCACUCGGUUAAUCCAUGAAAAACAACAUGGCAAAGCUUCUGUACUCGUCAUCGACUCUUUUUCUUGGGUUUUAAGGCAUUGUGACCCAGCUUUUAUUUGUCAAGAACUACAGAAACUAAAGAGAGGAGGCUCUGUCAGGAUGAUCAUUGGUCUACUUCACAUGGAUCUUCAUCAGCAGGGUGUCAUAGGAACCAUUUGCCAUUUAGCCAGCACUGUUAUCUCUGUGACACCUGCAAGCAAUGCAACGCAUGCUCUGGCCAAGACAACAUGCCGUAAAAAAUCUGGAAAGGUUAUGCAGGAGCAUGAGUUUUUUAGUAUAACAGAGGACUUAACACUAUCCUUAGAAAAUAAACCUGGUCAACACGGACAUGUACAGACAGAUGUGGACAGUAACGAGGUGGAUCCAACAUUAAAUUUGACCUUUAAUCUUCGUUUGUCAGCGGUUGAGAAGGAAGCCAAGGAAAAGGUUGCACUACCUUUCAUCUUCAGCGAAGAAAAGAAAUCUGCUCUGCUGAGGCCAAACCAAGGUUCUGGACGCAUUAUGUAUGAACCUGAUGCCAAUGAUGACUUUGAUGAAGAAGACCCAGAUGAUGACCUUGAUGUCUGAAAGUGAAUGUCAAAGUGUUUGCUUUAUCAAAAGGGUUUUGAAGAGCCACCUAUAAUGAACUUUUGAAAGAUUUGUAGCGUCAUGGUUUAUAUAUAAAAAAGAAAAACAGCAUAAGGUCUUCAGACGUCUAUGAAACAAGGAAGUGUGUGGUAAAUGGGCAGCACUUCAUUUUGUUAUUGGUUUCAUUAAAAUGCCAGGGUGCUGCUUUACAAGAGAAAAUGCAGUUUUAAGGUAAUUGUUUCAUAAAAACAGCUCUAUUACAUUAAGACAAAAAAGGAGCCUCUUAACAGUAAUACACAACAUAAAGGAUUUAAAAAUGUAUGUGAGAGUUAAGAAAUUAAAAUGAUCAAUGCUGCUCUCCUGCACGAAAAAUCUUGAUCACCCAUGCCUAUGAAAUAGGCAAUAUCAAUUAAGAACACAUUUAAUAAUACUUAAGUGGUAAAGCAUAUGCUUUACAUUAUUCUCUAUGUGAAUAUUAUUAUGCCGUUAGAUGUUUUAUGUUUACCCACUUAAAAAGAUUAACAGGUUGUUUCUAAAUGUGUUGUGAAGAAAAGAAAACUUUUUAUCUAAAUAAAUAUUACCU